AGACACAAGGAGGGAGGGACGACUUUCACUUCUCUCCUGGACUCUCUCACUUCAGUAGCGGCUCCCCGAAGACUUCAUACUGCAUCAUCUGCCCUGACGCUGCAAUGUCCUCGCUCCGGCUGUUACCUCUGUUGCACUCCCUCCUUCUCCUCCAAGUUCAUCUCUCAGACCAGUUAGAAGACAACAAGAUCCCCCCCAGUCUGUGCACUGGUCACCCCGGUAUCCCCGGCUCUGCUGGAGCUCACGGUGGUCCGGGUCAACCAGGAAGAGACGGGAGGGACGGGAGGGACGCUGCUGCGGGGGAGAAGGGACAGAUAGGGGAAACAGGAGACCCAGGUGAGACAGGAGUGCGAGGCCUGACGGGGGACAGAGGUGAUAAUGGAGAAAAGGGGGAGAGGGGUCAGGCAGGAGAGUGUGCAGUGGCCCCAAAAUCUGCCUUCAGUGUCAAACUCUCCGAGGGCCACGCUCUACCCCUCACUGUGGGCGAUGUGGUCCGUUUUGACCAGGUUGUGAUCAAUGAACAGAGCGACUACAACACGGAGACGGGACGCUUCACCUGCAAAGUACCAGGAGUGUACUACUUUGCAGUCCACGCUACAGUGUACCGAGCCAGCCUGCAGUUUGACCUGAUGAAGAACGCACACAUUGUGGCAUCUUACUUUCAGUACUACGGCAACUGGCCUAAACCAGCGUCUCUGUCGGGCGGCUCCCUGCUCCACCUCGUCCCUGGGGACCAGGUGUGGGUCCAGAUGGCUCUCUCGGAGUACAAUGGGUUUUACUCCAGCACAAAGACAGACAGCACCUUCAAUGGCUUCCUGGUCUACUCAGACUGGAAAAACUCUGCUGUGUUUGCAUGACACGUGCCUAUGAACAAAACAAAGUCAUAUUCUACUUUGGGAAAUGACACAACCUGCCUUUUAUUUUCCUUUUUCAGUUUUCUAAUUGAAUAGUUCUGGAUAGGCAGUGACUUGGUACAUCUGUAUUUGUGUAAUGAGUAUAAAACACUCCAGACUUUGUUACUUUAAUGGCACAUGCCUUACUGGUGAAGUGUGAGGCAUAUGCGCUGUUUACUCAGUGUCUGUUCUUUAUCUGCUGCCUUUAAACUGCUGCAACCUUCAA
Molecule: messenger RNA, 1119 nt
Organism: Gymnodraco acuticeps
Lineage: Eukaryota; Metazoa; Chordata; Actinopteri; Perciformes; Bathydraconidae
Gene: c1qtnf5
Product: C1q and TNF related 5
Exons: 3
Coding region: 105-857 (250 amino acids)
Molecular function (GO): protein binding
Source: RefSeq, a predicted model, not a curated record